Molecule: messenger RNA, 2508 nt
Organism: Myxozyma melibiosi
Lineage: Eukaryota; Fungi; Ascomycota; Lipomycetes; Lipomycetales; Lipomycetaceae
Product: sister chromatid cohesion protein Eso1
Exons: 4
Coding region: 390-2306 (638 amino acids)
Biological process (GO): error-prone translesion synthesis; response to radiation
Cellular component (GO): nucleus; replication fork; site of double-strand break
Molecular function (GO): DNA-directed DNA polymerase activity; damaged DNA binding
Source: RefSeq, a predicted model, not a curated record
UGCUCUAUGUAGGCCUCCUCUUCGUCGACGGACGGAGGAGGGAAACGGGACAGGGUCGAGAACAUUGCGAAUGCGGGGAUGCUGCUGGGACUGCGGAGAAGUGCACGUGAUGCAACGCGACGCGCGAGCGGCAUGGUGUGUGCGCGUGCGAAAGAGAGCGUGUUUGAGAGAAGGAGAGGUAGGAAGCAGUCUGCAGAGAGAAACAGACUGGAAGAGAGCGAGGAAGAGCGAACAGAGAAGAACAGGAGCAGAGUCAUCAGCUUAAGUAGUGCUCGAUAGGCAAAUAGAGCGGUAAUUAACACGUGCGGGGAAUGACGUCGAUUUAAUUUUUAUUUAUUUCGCUUUAUAAUAUCCUUCUACUUGAAAUACUUUCGACAUCACCGCCUUAGAUGGCAAAUUGCAGUGCGUUCACAUUUGCCCAUCUUGACUCCCUCCAGCGAUACUCCGUCUCAAGUCCCCUACGCGCCAUCGCUCACGUCGAUCUCGACGCCUUCUACGCACAAUGCGAAACCGUUCGUCUCGGUCUCGAUCCUGAUGUACCUCUGGCCUGCCAACAAUGGCAGGGCUUAAUCGCCAUCAACUAUGCCGCUCGCAAAUUUGACAUCAAACGCCAUGAAACAGUCACCGAAGCCAAAAAGAAAUGCCCCGACCUUGUCCUAGCUCAUGUUGCAACCUGGAAGCAAGGCGACACCGAAUACAAGUACCACGAAGAUCCAGACGUCGCAACCCACAAAGUCUCCCUCGAUCAAUAUCGACACGAAAGUGAGCGCAUUUUCAGAAUAUUCUACGACUCAUGUGAUAAAGUUGAGCAUGCGGGUAUCGAUGAAGGAUUUCUUGAUCUCUCACGAAUGCUUUACAGCUGCGUUUUAGAUACAUAUCCUACCAUCCAUGCUCUACUCGAACUCAAGCGAGAAACAGGCCGCCUGUCUGACCAUAUGCCUUUACCUGAGCUCAAGGCUGGUGACCUAAAUUGGAAGGGCAAUCUUUUCCCGCAGUCGUCGGACGAUCAGACCGUUGACGACGACUCCGACAAAGAACGCCAGGUUGACUGGGAUGAAGUCUUGCUGAUGCACGCAAGUCACAUCGUGGCCGACGUUCGUGGAAAAGUACUUCAAGACCUGAAAUACACCUGUUCGGCGGGAAUUUCAACCAACAAGUUCCUCGCAAAGCUAUGCAGCGGGUAUCGAAAGCCAAAUCAACAAACUGUGCUGCGAGAGUCAAAGGUCGCGCAAUUUCUGUCUGAGCUUAGUUUUUCGAAAAUCCGCGGAUUGGGCGGAAAACUUGGGGAUUCGAUCGCGAAAACGUUCAACGUGCCAGAGGAAAACUCUGUGCCGUUUUUGCUUACGAUUCCAAAGUCUGAUCUCGUGCAUGCAUUGGACCUCGAGACUGGGAGCUGGUUCUACGAUAUCAUCAGAGGACGAGAUUACAGCGAGGUCAAUAGUGACCGGGUGGAGGCAAAGUCGAUGAUGUCGGCUAAGAAUUUCAGACCGUCGAUCAAUACUACGGAGCAAGGAGUACAGUGGAUCCAGACAUUUGUUGCCGACAUCUCGUUUCGAGUAGCGGAAGCCGUGCGCAAUACCUCAAACCUGAGAUUGCCAAAGACUGUCGUGAUCCACACCAGGCAUGCUAAUAACCUGUCGUUCUCGAAGCAGAUGCCAAUUCCACCUUGCACGCUGGAGUCUCUAUCGCAGACCCUGUACAACACCGGGGUCGCACUUUACAAGCAGAUCGAGAAGGAAAAAGCAAAGUCAAUGUAUCCGCUUCGGCAUAUGAGUUUCGUGGUGAAUGGCUUUGACUUAUCAGUCGCCAAAAAUCAAGCUAUCGACGCGUUCUUGGUCAGAAGCUCUAGUCCUGACCGUAACAAGAAACGGACACGAACAACUACAAAUGAGGGUCAGAAUAUUGUGGAAGUUCCACCAAAAAAGCAUCGCGGUGGAAUAAUGUCUUUUAUUACGAGUAGCAACAAACCGCAAGCGCCCCACUCCGAGCCGACACCUCGGUCGCGCUCGCGCUCGCCGUCGGCAACUCCACUUCAUUCACCUCCUCCUGUUCAAAAUGCCGAGGAGGACGAGGGCGACACGUUUGUAUGCGAAGUGUGCAAUAGCCGUAUAAAUAUAGCGGAAGUAGUGGAACAUCACGAUUGGCACUAUGCAGAUAAUCUGGCGCGGCAGCUACAGCAGGAGGAGUCUACGGGCGAUGGUGGGACUCAGAGUACAGAGAGGGGCAACAGUAAGCAUCAACAACAGCAGAGGAAGAAGAAGACGGUGAAGCUAGAGAAAGGACAGCGGAAAUUGUUCAGUAAAUAAUAAUGACAAUGUAAUUCCUAGACAAAAUGCAGAAUGUAAAAAGAAAAAUCGAAAUAAUUGGAAUCCCGUGCGGCUGCGGGGCUCUGGCAGAAGCCGAGCUGGUGCCUUCAAGAUCCGAGGAUGCCUUGUUCACCUCGGCGCCAUCCUCGCUUUCGUUCCAAAAUAUCUCUUCCUGUGAAUUUUUUCUCACUAAAAUUGGAUA